CCUACUUCAGUCGCCUCGCGUUCGCCAACUUGUGCGCACGUGUUGCGUGCUCGCGUUUCCAGUUUUAAAAACACUGUCAAAGAAGAAAUUUAUUUACCCAAUUUUCAACUAUUUCUUCAUUUAAUCCUUCACAGUGCAUGAUGAUAUCAAAAAUAAACAAAUGAUCUUACCUUGCAGGAUGUUGAUGAAAAGUUAAUUAUCAUAAUCAAAAAGUGCUCUUAAAUUGUGAUGAUUGUUUAAAAAAAAAAAAAAAAAUUGAGAAAAUAAUCGGAAAUAAAAGAAGUGGUUUUUUGGUGUUGUGUUUAUUAGAUUGAUGGCUUAUUUUAUUUUUUUAGUGAUGUGUUUUGUGAUUCCAUUAAUUGAAUGAUAAUGAAGAAUUUUAGAUGCAGAUGAUGUGCUCUAUUUUCUUCAAUAAUUUAAUGAAGAUUCCAUUAUUUUUUGGAUGUAUCAAGAAGUUGAUUUUUUUAAUGUCACAAUUUUAAGCAGUGAUUUUGAUGGUUUUCGAAAUCAUCGGCAUGCGGAAUCCUGGUUUCCUCGUGGAGGAUGCCAGGCAUGGAUACAUUCAAUACAUCAGCCUGAGUGAAUGCUAUUUCGCGGGCAAGGGUGCGGCCUUGGUUUUACCGCCAAACGAGAGAGCACGGCCCUCCCGUCGUGUUUCGGCCGCAGGAUGCGACAUUCAACAGCAUCUUCAGUCAAUGUUUUAUCUCCUGAGACCAGAGGAGACUUUAAAAAUGGCAGUCAAGUUAGAGUCCGUUCAUCCUGGCAGGACGCGAUAUCUCGUCGUGGUAUCCUGUACUGGAAGACAGGAUGCCGAGGAGAGUUGUCUGUUGGGAAUAGACUGCAAUGCCAGGGCGACGGUUGGACUCGUUCUACGAGUUUUGGCCGACACUGCCAUCACUCUCGACGGCGAUGGUGGCUUCAGCGUCAGCGUCUGCGGUCGUCAACACAUCUUCAAGCCGGUUUCCGUUCAGGCUAUGUGGUCAGCUUUGCAGACAUUGCACAAAGUUUCUAGCAAGGCACGAGAGCAAAAUUACUUUUUGGGUGGACUGUCACACGAUUGGGUCAGUUACUAUGAACAACGAAUCGAAAGUGAUCGCUCGUGUCUCAAUGAAUGGCAUGCCAUGGAUAAUCUCGAGUCUCGAAGACCACCUUCACCGGACAGCGUUCGCAACAAGCCGAGAGAGAGAGAAGAAACUGAACGUGUAAUUCGAUCGACAUUAAAGGAGAUCAUGAUGUCUGUUGAUCUUGACGAAGUUACGUCCAAGUACAUCAGAGGGAGGCUCGAGGAAGAUCUCGAUAUGGAUUUAGGAGAGUUUAAGCCUUUCAUCGAUCAGGAGAUGCUCACCAUUCUAGGUCAAAUGGAUUCUCCAACCGAGAUAUUUGAUCACGUUUACUUGGGAAGCGAAUGGAAUGCGAGUAAUCUUGAGGAAUUGCAAAAAAAUGGAGUGAGGCACAUAUUAAAUGUGACACGAGAAAUUGACAAUUUCUUUCCGGGAAUGUUCAAUUAUUUAAAUGUUCGAGUGUACGAUGAUGAGCAAACGGAUUUACUGAAACAUUGGGACGACACAUUUAAAUACAUAACCAAAGCAAAGAAAGAGGGUUCAAAAGUGUUGGUGCACUGUAAAAUGGGUGUGUCCCGAUCGGCGUCCGUUGUCAUUGCGUACGCGAUGAAAGCAUAUAAUUGGGACUUCUCACAGGCGUGGAAACACGUCAAGGAUAAGAGAAAUUGUAUAAAGCCUAAUAACAGUUUUCUCCUGCAACUCGAGACUUAUCAAGGCAUUCUCGAUGCAAUGAAGAAUAAAGAGAAGCUACAGAGAUCCAAGUCUGAUACUAAUUUAAAAUCGCCAACAUUGGCCAAGGAACAAACCAAGAAGGAGCAAAAGGUGAAUUCCAUUGAUGGCUCAUUAACAGAAUCAUCUGGAGUCGAAUUGAAAAGUAAAGGUCAAAGACCAAAGAGCUGGUCGCCAAAUUUGGAAGCUGCCGAAAACAUCAUACCGGCCGCUCCAUUGUCGCAGUCUCUCGAGAGUAUCGACAAGACUGGAAAUCCAGAAGUCACGCGAGAAGAACUUCUGCGAGGCUCCAAUCCAAAGACUGGAGUAGAUCAAGAAGCGAGGAACGUCCUCAUGCCUUGUGAUAAUGGACAAUCGUACAGCGUCUCACAAAAUCAAAUUGUCCAAUUGACACCGGGUCCCGAUGGUCCGAGUGUCAAGCAUCGAGUCAGCAAACUAGAGACCCAAGGACAGAAGCGCAAGGGCCUUGUUUUAAAUUUGACAAAUCAAUUCGAAGCCGCAACGAGUAAACCCUCAUCACCUGGUUCCGAUACCGAUGGUAAACCUCUCGUUGAACUCGUUAAUGGUCUAUUGGAUCAACAAGCACAAAGUCAACACAUCCCACAAAUAACUGCCGUCGUACUCAAAAAAGAAGUAUGGGAUCCCGGCGAAAAAGCCGAUUCUAGAAAAUCAUCUGAUAAUAGUGAAUGUCUAGUCUGGACUGCGUCUACAGAAACUAAUUGUAAUAAUUCAAAUGGAGAAGUGAGUGAGGAUUCGUGUCGAAAGUCAAAAAGAGAAGGAGAUUUGUUCAGCGCUCAAUUGGACCGAGUAUUCGAUCGUGAGGAAAGACAACCAACGACCAGAGACUCGCCAAGUCGUCAGAGUUCCUGGAGUAGCUAUGACAGCGCUGUCGUUCUCGACAAUUCAGUUCACAGUUCCUGGGCCACGCUUCCAUCGAGAAACAGUUCCUGGGGCUCGUACGAUAUGCGUCCAGCUGAUCCUCUAGGAUCGAGUGGUCUCUUCCCCUAUGACAAGGAAGAAAUUCCCUGGCAUCCAGGCACUGUGAAACGAACGAAACAAAAACUCGAAGAAGGCACUGUGAAGAGAGUUUGCACACAAAAUUCCGAUUCUGAUGAGAAAGAUAGAUUGACAACCGAGGCCGAAGAUCAUCCCACGGAAGGUUUCAAUCCUGUUCUAUUGCAUUACACACCAUCGCCAACUCCAAGACGAAGGGAUCCUUCGCCAAUUACAGCUGAACAAAAUCUCAUCAACGAACAACAGAAUCAAAUUCUAAACGAUUCACCCCUCGGAGCCAUUGAUAUCACUCCAAUGUCCCUGCGACAAAUGGGUCGACUCUCGACAAGUGCACCAGCACCAUCGUCACUUUCAUCCGAAACUGAUUUGCCCAUUUCCUUAAGAACAUGUAGAUCCGAGAGUGAAACAUCAAGUCCAAGUGUAGUCAACACACCGCAAUGUCCAUCUGUUAAACAUCAUAAAAUGGUCCUCGAGAAUCUCAAUACAAAACCAAUUUUCAAUAAAAGAUGUUUCUCUGUUGACGAUUCGCCCGAGGCCGAAUGUCAACGAAGCAUUUCGGGCAUUGUCAAGAAUCUCAAAAAGGAAUUUGAGGCAAAAUCAUUCACCAAAACUGAAAAGAGUCCCGAAAAUUCAUCAUUCGAUUCAGAUGUGAAUUUACGACCGAAAAGAGAUGUAAAAAUUAGAAGUCUACCCUCAUCGCCAGUCAUUGCGCACAAUGAAUCAAAGAUUCAUGAAUCGAAACGAAAUUCACCGUCUCAGGAGACGGAAGAUCUUUCCGUGAAAGUUCUUGUUGGUAAAUAUGAGAAACCAGAAACAAAAAGAAAUUCAGAAAUACAAUUGCGUGCUAAUAGAGAUCGUGAUUCAAUGGAAAUGCAUCCGCCAGCAAAAUCGAAAAUUGCUCCAGAAUUUGUUAGGAGAUCGACUCCAAUUAUUAUUAAUCAUUCAUCAUCAUCAUCAUUGUUUAAUGAAACACCGGAAGCACCAGGUAGGCCACCAAUUCCCACUUCAAGUGUUGUUGUCGCUAGUGUUGUUGCAAAAGCUGCCAGCAAAAAGCAACAACAAUACGGUAGAACACAUCCUUUAGCGAGGUUGCAGGACAGACCUAGGCAUAGUAGUCCCGUUUACAAUACUAUGUAAGAAUAAAGACUCUCUUUUAAUUGAAAAACAAAAUAUCGUAAGCGACGCUCGUUCAUUUAUAUUAAAAUGAAACUAAAAGAAAAACUUUUUUUUUUUUUUUAAUACAUUUUUUAAUUAAAAUAUUUAACAGCAUUGUAAAUAAUUGAAAUUACACUUUUUUUUAUAUAAAAAAAAGAAGUGUUUAUGGAUUAUGUACAAAAAAAAACAAAUUUUUCUCCUGAAACUUACGUAUUUGAAAAUAAUUUCAUUAUUCUCAAGAAAUUGUAAUUUAAACAAUUAGGAUAUACUUUCAGUUAUAAUUUUUAAAAAAAAGAGAAUCUUCAUAAAGUAAAUAUCGAAUUUUUAUAGUAAAAUAACAUUUUUUAAAACCAAAUUAUAACACAUAAAAAGCGAAUAUCUUUGAUUUUUAAAAAUUUUUAAUAACUGCAUUUACGACGUAAAUUGUUUGAGAAAAAUUAGUACACCUUGUUUGUGAUAACCUCAAAUUCAUUAAAAAAUAGAAAAUAUAAUUCAAGGGUAAAAAAAAUAACUAAAUAGGAAUUCUAUUUUUUUUUUAAAUUUUGUAUAAACCAUUUUAAAUUAUUAUAAUUUUAAGUUUUAAUCAAUUUUUUAUAUUUACUGGCAAAAAAAAACAGUAUAAAUCGAAAACAAUUUAAUAAAAUUGGAACACUUGAAACAAUUUGAAAUUCAAUUAACGAAAUUGUUGUAGAUUUAUUUUAAAAUUUUUAAUUUGAAUUUUAAAUUAAUAAAAUUUUUAAAUAAAAAAAGUACAAGAUUAGUAUAUUUACAAUUAAGUUCUUAAACUUCAAGAUUAGCUAAAAUUGGCAUUAUCAACUCUAAACUCCAAACAAUUAAAUCAAUGAAAUGAGUGAAUGACAAAAUAAAUAUAAAAACUUAUUUGUCAGGAGAGUACAUUUUUUCAAAUUUUAUUUUGAACAAUUAAUAAAAAAAAAAAAAAAUUUUCCAACAGAAAUAAAAAAAAAAAAUUGAUCAAAAUAAUUAAAAAAAAUUUUUUUUAAUUCAAUAAAUUUUUGAAAUAAAUUUAAAAAUUAAUUCAAAUUAUUUAUUAAGAAUAACAUUUUUACUAUUUAAUAUUUUAAUUAUAGAGAAAAAUUUUAAUUGCUUUAAAAAAAUAUUUUUAAAUUCAAUUAAUUAAUUCUUUUUUUUCAAAAUGGAGAAAUAAAAACGAAGAUAAGGAAUUUACAAAAAAAAAAUAUUUAAUUUUUAUUUUACACUGCUUUAUAUUAAGUAAUUGAGUUUACAAAAAUGAUGUAUUGUUGAAAAUAAAAUUUUCUUUAUUUAAUAUUCAAAACGUAAUUGGGAGAAUGUUAAAUAUUUUGCUAUGUAUAGUCAAAUACUGAUUUAAAAUUGUAUUGGCAUAAUUCAGUAACUUUUUUUUAAAAAAAAAAGAUUUUCAUUUAUUUUUCAUUGAAAUUUCACUGAAUCAAUUAUUUCUAUAGAAAAAAAAUUAAUAAAUAAAAAGAAAAUACAUCAAGAAGCAAUUUUACUUUAUAGAAUAUAUUUUAUUUAUUCACAAAAAAUAUUCAUAUACUGAAAUUUUUUAAAUAAUUUCAAAGAACAAUUCAAUAAUUGUUUUUAUUUCACUCAUUAUGAGAUGAGUUUAAUAUUCAUUGCUAUGAUGUUUUUCUCAAAAGAAUGAUCUUUAUUUUUAAGAUCCAACUACUAUUUAAUGAAAAAUUAAAAACUUUCAUAUCAAAUGAUUGAGCGAAGCUUACGGAACGAAACGAGAAUUUCGAUAUUAAAUACGAGUCUCGUGUUCGAAAAAAAAAUAAUAAUAAUAAAAAAAAAAAAAAAUUAAAUUGUGUGAUCUCCUUAACGCCAAUAGUUUAAAACUCCUUCGAGCCAUCGAUAUUUUGCUCGAUUAGAGUGGCUGGAACUCGUUAAGACAAAAAAAAAAAAAUAAAAUAAAAUAAAAAUUCGACAAUUGGAUUGUAAAUGAUUAAGAAAUUCUGUACAUUACGCAUUGAGAUUAUUUUCUUCCCAUAAAAAUUUUAACUAACAGUCAACGAAACAUUAGUUUGACAGUUUUUGUUUUUUUUUCUCUCUCUCUAAUCUAACUCUUCUGCUUUAAUUUUGAGUCAACCCUCUCAUCUUUUUGUGUAGAUGAGAGUUUCUUCUCAAAAGAGUAAAUGAGAAAAAAAUAGAGAGAAAUUUCGACUUGGAAUCAAAGAAAAAGAAAAAAAAAAAAAAUUUCUAAGACCGAUGCGUAAAAAGAGGGGUGAUGAUGAUGCUUCGAUUUGUCGAGAGGCGUGUGCUCAGUCAGGCUGUGAAUGUAACGUCUGAGCCUCGCACAAGUUCUGGUCUAUAUUCAUUUCAUUCUUGCUUUGUUUUUAAGUCAUUCGACGUUUACACUGUAAUUAUUAUUAUUAUUAUUAUUUGUCGCGUCAUUACAAUUUUGUCGAGACGUUUAGCGGAAGAGAUCUCGAGACAAUGUAAUGUUAAACUAUUAGUAACUUAUAGUAAAUAAUGUGAUUAGACGCACUUGCAAGUGCAAUGUGUGCAUGAAAGUGAAUGAUGUAGUAAAAUUUUUUGCGUAAUGUUUGUAAGUAUGUGUACAAUUGAGGGAAAUUCACUCAAAAACAGUCAAAUAUUUUACCUUGAGACAAAUAAACAUUUUUUUUUUUAAAUCAAAAUUGAUAUGAAUAUUAAUAAAAUAAUUCUCGAUUUUUUUUUUAAAUUAUUACGUAUUGUAUGAAAAAUUGAAAUUUACUUCUUAGAGGUUGAUAAAAAAAAAAAAAAACUAUAUCUCAAAUAUGACUGUUUUAGUGAUUUCUUUUCUAUAUUUUUUUUCUUUUUUUUUUUUUUUUUGUAAAUUAACUUUAAUUGUCCUACUCUUUAUAUUUGAAUUAAUAAUAAUUGUCACGACAUAAAAUCGAUUAUGUUUGAUACUUUAACUGAACCAGUUUUUGAUACCCGGCGAUGUAAUUUUUUAGAUAAUGCCUCAGAUUGAAAUCGUGAUUUUAAAAAGCCAAAAGUACAACUAAAUAAUACCGGAGGGUGCUAAUGUGCAUGUUUUUUUAAAAAAAAAUUGUGAGCCAAGCUACGCGAGUGUUUCCUAUACGAUUUUCAAAGAUAUUUUUUAAGACAUAUCGAACUUUUGUUAUAUAAAUAUAAUACUGUGCGUGCAUUCUCACGUGUCUCUCGCGUAUCAAUGAAUUUAGUUAGUGAGAUGUAAGAAGAAGAAAUAAAAAAAAAAAAAGAAAUACGAAUUAAAUAUGAAAAUUAAAAACAUUAAGAAAAAUGUGAAAAUGAAUAAUUUUAUGAAAACAAAUUGAUGACCAAUUUUUUACGCUGGGCGAUGCGGUUUGCAGAUAAAAAAGAAAACAAAAAACAAAAAGAAUUGAAAAAAUGCAACACUUCGCGUUUUAAGCACACGACAAUUAUUCUAUUUUAUAUUACAAUGUGACUUCUAAACCAAAUAGGCUUUGUGUUAGAAGUAGAGUUGUGAAUACGACGAACUUUCCAAAUGUAACUCAAAACUUUUAGAUGAUCGUCGCCGUUAGAAAUUAAUAAGUAACUACUUACUCGUUAAGUAAGGCUGGAUGAUUUUUGGAAAGAGUACAUUGAACACGUUUCGAUUGUGAAAAUUGGUAUUAUUUUCUGCAAAUAAUUCAAGUUACAUUAGCUCUCUCUCUCUAUCUCUCUCUUAGUCUUUGAGAUAAUAAUACCUAAAAAAAAAAAAAUGGAUCGUAUUUGUUGUUGAAACGAGACGCGUCGUACUCUUUUCUCUAACCGAGUCGAUUAGUUUACUUAGUAAGUCAAAGUAAGUUUUGUAUUAUUGCGAAUCGAUGUGCUCAUUUUUAUUAGUAAUUUUCUCCUUCCUCCAUGUCCCAUCCGCUUAAAUGUGUGUGCGUUCAAACGAGAUGAGAAGCUGUUGUCAUAUGAGGUACGAAGUAAAUAAAAGAAAACCAUGCGUUGUUCUGUAUAAAUUUUGUACCAUAGUUUGUAUUAAAUAAAAUUGUUUAUUGCUUGUCAGAA
Messenger RNA from Leptopilina boulardi, 7940 nucleotides. It is a transcript of the gene ssh, whose product is annotated as protein phosphatase Slingshot. Gene Ontology annotation, biological process: actin cytoskeleton organization; negative regulation of actin filament polymerization; protein dephosphorylation. Gene Ontology annotation, cellular component: cytoplasm. Gene Ontology annotation, molecular function: actin binding; protein tyrosine/serine/threonine phosphatase activity. Bases 495 to 3941 code for a protein of 1148 amino acids. The transcript has 8 exons. The record is from RefSeq and is a predicted model, not a curated record. Lineage: Eukaryota; Metazoa; Arthropoda; Insecta; Hymenoptera; Figitidae.